CCCACUUUGGAGCUGCAGCUGCAAGUGUGUGAGAGCAGGGACGAGUCAGGCAGAGGAUAUGAGUUUAUUUCAGCAAAUUUAACAGCUCACUUGUGAGGAUUAAUUGUACCUGUAUUUACAUAUUAAUAGAGUCAAUUAUGUCAGACAAGCGCAAUGGCCAAGCUUCCCAAAGGAAACCAUCCAGCAACAAGAACAUUAAGAAACUCCGCACUAUUAGCAUGGUGUGCAGCCUGGCAAACAGUUGGCAGCAAUGGGUGACAGAGAAUGAGAAUAAGCAGGCCAGUGAACCCAGCGGCUGGGCUCCACCUUCACUGGGAGGACCGGAGGAACCUGAGAAGAAGUGGGUCCCCAAGAAGUCUCUUCCCAUACAAACGCAGCAAACAGAAGCUUCUAAAGGUCUCGUAGCUCAUCAGACAUCAGCGUCCAAGACUGAUGAGGUUAAGACAUCGGAUGAGCCACCAGUGGUACCUUGUAUCAAGACAAAACAAGUGGUGAAGACAGUGACCAGCAGCGUUCAGGAGAAAAGUGCAGGUAUUGGGCUCCUGACGGAAAAAAUCAAGAGGGAGCAUCUGCCAUCAGAUGAAGAAAUUGACAGAAUGCUGAAGAAGAAAAGCUCACCCACUCGUCGCAGGAAGUGCUCCAACAUGGUGUCAUCUCUGACCAAAAGCUGGAAGCAGGUGGAGAAUGAGCAGAAGCUUGUAAAAGGAGGAGGAGGUCCGAGAGAGGGACUCACCUGUGGGGAUAAAGAGGACAGUGGGCCCACUGAGGCAGAUGAGGAGGGUCUGGAGGAAGCUGAAACACACAGAGCAGAAGCAGAGCAGAAGAACUGCGAAGAAGAUUCUGAGACACCAGUGAGAAUAAAAAGAUCCUCAGUCCCAGCGUAUAAAAAAGAAGCCGAGGAUGCCAACAAGAUCAGUACUUUGUCCAAGAAAUACAGCGCCGUGGGAAGUCUCAAGAGCCGCUGGCAGAACUGGGUCUCUGAACAUGCAGUUAAUCAGAAAUUAAACCCCUUCAGUGAAUACUUUGACUAUGAUUAUUCCAUGUCCCUCCGCCUCCAAAAAGGCCAGGAGGGUUACGGACAUCCAAAGGAGGGGAGUAAGACAGCAGAAAGGGCCAGACGUGCAGAGAAACACAUCCACCGUGAGAUAGAUGACAUGUGCUAUGUGAUCAGGACUAUGGCUGAUCCGGGCCCCGACGGAAAGACCCGGGUCACGUUCGGAGAGCUGUUUGACAGAUAUGUUCGGAUCUCUGACAAGGUGGUGGGAAUUCUGAUGAGAGCCAGGAAACACGGGAAAGUGGCGUUUGAAGGCGAGAUGCUGUGGCAAGGCCAAGAUGAUGGAGUUAUCAUUACUCUUCUAGUGUGA
Molecule: messenger RNA, 1364 nt
Organism: Archocentrus centrarchus (flier cichlid)
Lineage: Eukaryota; Metazoa; Chordata; Actinopteri; Cichliformes; Cichlidae
Gene: abrab
Product: actin binding Rho activating protein b
Exons: 2
Coding region: 138-1364 (408 amino acids)
Biological process (GO): positive regulation of Rho protein signal transduction; positive regulation of transcription by RNA polymerase II
Cellular component (GO): sarcomere
Molecular function (GO): actin binding
Source: RefSeq, a predicted model, not a curated record